This is a messenger RNA of Dujonia railenensis, 2163 nucleotides long. Lineage: Eukaryota; Fungi; Ascomycota; Pichiomycetes; Serinales; Debaryomycetaceae. The record is from the annotation of a GenBank genome assembly.
AUGCCAAACUCGCACAAAUCCAACUUAUCGAUAGCCAUUCAAAAAGCUGAUGGACAAGAUCAAACAACAAAUAUAGAUAAUCAUGGGGGGAAGACCCUGAACCAGCACCAGCACCAGCACCAGCACCAACCACCUACCAGCUUGUACCAGCAGGCCGUGGCCAAUUUCAACAAUGAGAAUAUGUCACCAUUACCCUCGCUGUUGCUUCCUCAACAGGGGGCACCUACCACCGCCACCACCUCAUCAUCUGUAGGCAGAUCAUCGAUGAAAAAACCAGAGCUAAACACCAUCAGUACAAGUUUUGAGAACGAAGAUGUUCCAAAGGAGGACGACGACGAAAGCGACAAUGGAGGAAGUAGCGAUGACGAAGACGAACCGCUUCAUCCCGAAAACGAGGAAGAUCUCAAGGAUUACGCUCCUGGAGGCUACCACCCUUGUUUCAUUGGGGAGACAUACAAGAACGGGAAGUAUACCUUAGUAAGAAAGUUGGGAUGGGGCCAUUUCUCCACAGUCUGGCUUGCCAAAGAUAACGACAAGCACUGCCAUGUAGCCGUAAAGAUUGUACGGAGUGCUAAACAUUAUACCGAGACUGCCAUCGAUGAGAUUAAGCUCUUGGACAAGGUGACCACUUCAGACCUACACCACCCAGGGCACGAACAUGUUAUUCAGUUAUUGGACACAUUCACGCAUAAGGGUCCUAAUGGAGUACACGUGGUUAUGGUUUUUGAAGUGUUGGGAGAAAAUCUAUUGGGGUUGAUUCGUAGAUACAAGCAUAGAGGAAUCCCUAUUAUUUUUGUAAAGCAAAUUGCCAAGCAGUUACUUUCUGCGUUGGAUUUCUUGCACAGAAAGUGUGGAGUGAUUCACACUGAUUUAAAGCCGGAAAACAUCUUGAUAGAAAUCGGGGAUGUAGAGCAAAUUGUUAAGAUGGUAGAAGAAGAAGAGUAUAAUAGUAAGUUGCAAAAGAAGUUGAGGAGAACAAAAUCCCAAACCAAGAGCGGCAAUUCCAGUUCUGCGAACAGUGACGUGAAUUUGGCCAACAAGUCAGGCAUUCUUGGUGCUGCAGGAGGUGGUGCUUCUACUCCUCAAAAGAAGAUUUUAGAGGAAGACCAUGACAUUUCUACUCCACUCUCUAUGAAGCCAAUUAAGUCAAACUCUCCUUCGCUUGGAAGAAACGGUAGAAGAUCUAGAAGACAAACAUUAAUCACCGGUUCCCAGCCGUUACCUUCACCUUUGCGUACAUUCAAUAAGUCUUUCACAUCGGUCCAUGGGCUUUCUAACUCGACUGCUAAUACUCCAAUGAAGCAUAAUUUUAGCGGUGUUAGACUCUCAUCAGGAAUUCUGGUGAUUAACGAUGAAUCACCUGUCGAUCCGCACAAUCCGACUUCAAAUGCGCUCAACUCCUCACUCUCGUCUAUGUCAAUAUCUGGUAAUAAUAUCAACUCACCAUAUCAAAAUCCAGACGGGUUGUCUAUUCCUGAUGGCGAUGUUUCAUACAUGAACAACAAUUCCAAUGAUAAUUCACUUGUUAUCAACGAAGAUGAAAUUAUUUCUGUCAAGAUUGCAGAUUUAGGAAACGCCUGCUGGACCACUCAUCAUUUCACAGACGAAAUCCAGACACGCCAAUACAGAUCUCCUGAAGUUUUGAUGGGCUAUCACUGGGGUUGUCUGGCGGACUUGUGGUCCUUUGCAUGCUUGAUAUUUGAACUACUUACCGGUGAUUAUCUUUAUGACCCAAGAGAGGGAAAUGCCUACAACAAGGACGACGAUCAUAUUGCACAGAUUAUUGAAUUAAUUGGGCCAUUCCCCAGAUCAAUGCUCAAAGAAAGUUACUAUACUAGAGAUUUUUUCAACUCAAGAGGCGAAUUACAUAGAAUUCUGAAAUUAAAACCCUGGGGGUUUAAAGAUGUCUUAGUUGAGAAAUAUAAGUUUUCAGUUAAUGAUGCCUUGGACAUUGCGGAUUUCUUAUUGCCCAUGCUCCAAUUGCAACCUGAACUUAGAGCUGACGCUGGUGGGAUGGUUAACCACCCUUGGCUUAGCGAUGCUGUUGGCUUGGAGAAUGUUGUAUUAGAAAGACCAGUUGGAGGUUCAGGGGAAGAUAUUCCUGGUUGGUCUAGAGAAAUCCUGAAAGAGAGCCAAUCGAAAGCAAAGUUUUUUUAUAGAUAA